Diabrotica balteata is the source of this 8577-nucleotide messenger RNA. The record is from the annotation of a GenBank genome assembly. Lineage: Eukaryota; Metazoa; Arthropoda; Insecta; Coleoptera; Chrysomelidae.
GUUUAUAUGUUUGGCGUUUUGUGCAUAAGUAGCGUUAUGAUAAAAAUUAGUAAACAAAAUGCUGAUAUUAAGUUGUAAAAUAGUGGAAGUAUAAAUAUAGUAGUUUUGUUGUUAUUUUUUAAUAACUUUCUACACAUAAUUCGAUGGUAUAGUAUAACAAUGGACAGCUCAAAAACUGAUGAACUAACCUCAACAAUGGGCAAUGUCCUGUCAACGUCCAAUAAAGAGGAAAAAAGCGACUCUAGCGAUGCUACCCCGACGUCUUCAACCGAUGCAAAUACCAACUCUACGGCUUCUGAAACUGUUUCAGAAGAUCCAAUUAGCAGUACAUCAUCUGACAAUUUUGACCAAAAACCACCAGUAAUGAAUAAUAAAGUUGUAGGUGGUGACAUAAUGAAGCUUCCACCAUCUGAAAAUGUUAAUGAGCUGUUAGAAAUACCUGUGUCUAGUGAAAAAAUUACUGAAGAUGUUGAAGAUCUGGUUCAUGAUUUAGAAAGUCUCUUAGGAGAAACAUCACAAUCGUUUGAUGCACCAAUUAGACCUAAGGCAGCUGAUGACAGUAACUCAUCUAAUGAGGUUACAGAAAAAAGCAAAGUUGAUGAAGACAUUAAAAAUAAUGAAAACAUUGAAAGUAAUUCAUCCCUGGAUAUUUCUAGUAAGGAUAUUACUGAAAAUGAAGUUAUAAAUAGCGAAGAAGGGUGUAAUCAAUCUGAAAUAGAGAAUAAAACAACAGAAAUUAUUUCACACGCUCCUACUUUUGCAAACAAUGAAAAAGGGAUUGAAGAAAAUCUUUGUGAUAAUAUGAAUGAGACUGUUGAUCCUACUGUUGACAGUAAAGAUAGUAACGAAAGUGAAUCAUUUGUUUCAGAAGAACAAUCAAUUAAUAAUGAAAAUAUUUCUGCAGUAGAUAAUUCAAAAAGUACUAUUGAAGUAAAUAUGGACAAAAUUAAUGAUGCCAAAAGUAAUGAAAUGAAUGAAUUAACGAAUGAUGAUAGUACAAGCAGUUGGGAACUUGUAGAUCUUAAUGAGGCAAUGGCAUUGGAGUCCUCAGUAAGUUCAACUCCAUCAGUUAAUGUCGAAGAACCUGUAAACGUAAUAGCUAAUUCUCAGAAUGUAUUAGAUGACAUAACAUCAAGUGGAGAUAAAGCAGGAACAUCUCUACUAAAGCUAAAUACUGAAGAGAACAGAGAAGCUGAAAGUAUUCAAGUUGAGGCUACUGAUCAAGUAGAUGGAAAAGUUGAUUUACUUAUUACAGAAAAUAUAGAAAAGCUUGAGGAGGUUAUUAACGUGACUAGCAUAGAUCAAGUUGAUAAAGAAACAGAAAGUACUAGCUCAAAAGUUAAAACGGGCGAAGAUAUGUGUGUCAAUGAAUUAAAGGGGUUAGAGGUAACAUCUUGUGAAGCAGAAGCAGUUCCUUCGGAGAUUGGCGAAUCUCACAAGACUACUACUAUUGAAGAAACAAAAAAUGUUGAGUUACAAAUGGAAAUAUCAUCCAGUGAAGUAUGUGUCCAACAAGAAGAAAGCAAACCUCAGAAUAUUGAGGAUGAAUCAUCCAAUCUAGAAGCAGUAGGUUCAAGUACAAAUCCAAAAAUAUCUGAAGAUAUUUCUAAACUGGAUAAUAGUGAUACCUUGGAAAUAUCUAAGGAAGACUUAUCUUCUAAUCCUGAAAAUUCAGUCUCAGAUGACAUUUCCAAAGCACCCGUAAAUGUAAAUCAUUUAGAUGCAGCAAUACCUGAAUUAACUCAAGAAAAUAUUGAACCUGAUGUUGAAAAUAGAGCAACACCAGAAGUGAUUGUUGCCAAAGAAACUGAUGUUACUAGUCAUAUUGUAGAAAAUAUUGAAUCAGUUGGUGAAACAGAGAAACCUAAUGAAAAAUCGAAUUCAGAUUUACUAGAAUCAGUUAAAGAAAGCCAUGAAAUUAAGGAAGUCGAAAUAAAUGUUCACAUGUCAAGUGAUGUGGUUGAACAUGUAAAUAUUGAAAAGUCAAAUACAGUUUUUAGUGAACAAGAUAAUGUGAAAACUGAUUUUCAAAGAGAAACAGCUGAGGAUACCGAAUUUACUGAGAAACAUGAAACCAAAAAUGCUAAAUUAGAAGAUACAGCAAUUUCAAAUGAAAAUUUCAAUAAACGUGAUAAUACUAGAGAGGAGAACAAAGAUAUGUCAGGCAUUAAGUUAGAUGAAUCAGAAGGGUCUGCAAUAAAAUCAGUUGAGGAUUCAUCAGAAUCAAAAAAUAAAGUUGGAGAGAUGGAACCAAUGGAUGUUGAACCUGCUGAAAAAAGUUUAAGUGAAAUUGAAUCUGUUAGGGAAGUCAUAGAAAAUGAAGAUACAGAGCCAAUGGAAACUGAUCAAGAGUCGAUAGAAACAGAUCAGAAGCAUAUAAAAGCAACACAAUUAGAUGAAGGCGAUUUAGGGUCAAAUAAUCCUGAUCAUUCUGAUUCUGAAAUACCUAAAACUAAAGCUGUAAAGCAAAUUAUAAAUGUCCAAAAAGAUUUGGAAUUGGUUGAAACAAACAUCAAUGAACAAGCUAAUAGCAAUGUAGAAGUUUCUGUAGUCGUUCAUGAUUUCAAGGAAUUGGAGCCACCCCAAACUGCAGAAGAAUCUGAUUCUGAAUCACUUAUACCUGGGGAAGAAAAAACAAAGUCUACAACAAAUGAAAAAAUUGAUGAUUUAAUAGAGAUCCAAUCACAUGAAGCAGUUCAUGAAAAAUCUGAUAUUGGGAGUACAGACCAAAAUACAAUUAACACUGUUGUACAAGAGGCAGAAAGUGUUAAAACAAGUUUAAAAGAAGUAGAACAGAUUAAUACCAGUACAGAAGAUACAGAAUAUGUGAGAACUGUUAAAGAUGUAGAUGCUAACAGUCAUGCAAUAGAGUCAGAACACAUUAUUGCUAAUGUAGAAGAAGUUAAAAUUGAUAUAAACAGUACUGAAGAAAUUAUUACGGAAACAGAAGUUGAUGUGAAUGAGACAGAGGGGAGAAAAAAUACUGAAGAAGGAACAGAUGACAUUGUAAUGGAACAGGUACAAAGUCAGGCUGAUGUAGAAGAGAAAAAAGAGGCAGGAGAAAAUUCUAAAGAAACAGAAAACAUUAAAGACGAUAUUGAAUCUGAUAUAAAAGAUGUAAGUGAGGCUGUAGCAAACACAAAACAAGUUGAAUCUGACAUAGAAGAGAAAGAAGAGGUUAAAACUGAUUUAAUAGAACCAAAAGAAGUUUUGGUGGAAUUAAAAGAGAUUAAAGAUGAUGAAGUGACGGAAGAUAUGAAAGCUGAUGCUGUGGAAAAAGAUGAGUGUAAAACAUCAAUAAAAGAUACAGAUAUUAAACUUGAUAUUCCACAGACAGAACAAGUACAAAGUGACGUAGAGAUGACAGAGCUUAUUAAAACUGAUACAGAAAAUAAUGAGCAGGUUACUGAGAUGGAAGAAACAAAAUUAGAAAAAACCCAGGAAGAUUCUGAACUCAACAUUGGAACUGAUCAAUAUUCUGAACCUGUUAAUGUUGACAAAGAUAUCCAAAGCAUUAGUAAAACUAAUGAAGAUGAUUCAGAACUUGAGCAAGAAGCUUCUAAAGUGAUAGAAUAUAUUGAUGAAAAAGGAAUAGAACCAGUUGAAACUGAAGAACCCGGAAUCACGGAUUUGGAGAAAGCAGCACCUAUUAAUACUGAUCAAAUGGAUUGUGAGUUAGUAAAAGUGUCUACAGAAGAAUCGAAACAAAUUGAAACUGAUGAUGUAGUUGUUUCAGAACCGCGAACUGAACAGAAAUUAUCAGAUAAUGUUGAGGCACAAGCAAGUGAAGUAAAAGAUGAUAUUAAGGGUGAUAUAAAUGUUUCAAGAUCAUCAACACAUCAAGACUUAUUAGAAAAAAUUGAAGAUGUAGAAAUGUCACUAACUAGUGAAGUAUGUAUGGAAAAUCCUGAAGGAGAUAGUGCUUUUGCAAUACAGUCAGAAAAAGGAUUAACAGAAAACGUUAGCGAUGAUGUAGAACAAAUACAAUCUAGUGGAGUAAUUAAAGAUUCAUUGGAAUCUAAUAAGGAUGUUUCUAGAUUACAAACUGAAGAAGAGUUAUCAGAAAAGAUAGGAGAUGUUCAAGAGUCACAAUCAAGUGAGGUAAUUAAAGAUACACCUGAAGUUAGUAAAGAUAUUUCCAUAUCACAAACUGAAGAAUUACCAGAAAAAAUUGAAAACGUCAUGGAAGACUCACCAUCAAGUGCAUUCAUUCAAGAUGCGGCUGAAGCUGAUACAGAUAUUUCCAGAUCUGAAAAUGAAGAACACUUAACAGAAAAAAUAGAGGACCUUGAAGAGUCACAGUCAAAUGAAGUGAUUAAAGAUAUGGCUGAAGAUGAUAAAGAUUCUAAAUCCAAAACUGAUGAAUUAUCAGACAAAAAUACAGAAGUCAAUGAAGACUCGCUAUCAACUGGAUUAAUUAAAGAUGCGACUGAAGCUGAUAAAGAUGAUUCUAAAUUACAAAUUGACGAUCGUUCGAACUCGGAAAAAAUUGAAGAUGUGGAGAAAACACAAUCAAGUGUGACAAUUAAAGAUGCAACUGAAACUGAUAAUAUUUCACUAUCAAAAACCAAAGAAGUGUCGGAAAAAGUGGAAUGUGUUAUAGAAGAUUCUCAACCAAAUGAAGUUAUUGCAGAUACAACGGAAGCUGUUGUUUCUGUAUCUGGAAUUGAAAAAGAACUAUCCAAGAAUAUUAAAAAUAUCCAAGACUCAUCACAGUCAAGUGAAAUAACAAAUGAUGAUACUGAAUCAGUUAAAACUAGUCAAGAAAUAUCUAUGCAAAUAGAUGAAGUUUUUGAUCAAGUUCAGGUAACCCAAGAAGAUUCUGACGCAUGUGUUGAAUCUGAGAAGAAUGUAGAAGCACCUGAUAUCGAAGCUAAUCAAGAUGAUGAAAAAAUGGAGGUAGAAUCAGAUGCCAAUACAGUUUCCGAAAAUAUUCCUACAGCUUCCGAAGCUGAAGUAGAGCCAAAAGUUACGGUAGAUGAGGCAAUUGCAGUUUUGGAGUCAAAAUCAGACGUUUCCCCAGAAUCAGAAGCAAUUAUACCUAAUGAGGUUUCAGAGAAUUCAACUGGCGAUAAACAUAUAGCAGCAGUAGAUGUUGCUGUUUCUGAACAAGUAAAUAAAUCAACUGAACAUGUUGAUGAUAUACAAUCUACAGAAGUAUUAGCUACAAGCGGCAACAGUCCAAAUGUGGAAACUAUUGUAGAGUCAAAUGAAAAUUCUGAUCACAUAACAGAUGUUUCACUCAAAAGUACAGAGGUUUCCGAUAAAUCAAUUAUUGAUAAAUCUGUAAAAUCAACAGAUGCUGUUACUUUUGAACAAGUAAAUAAAAGCGAUACUGAACUGGAUGAUAAUACAAAAUCCACAGAAGUUUUAGACAUAGGCAGUCCACCUUGUGGUAUUGAUAUGAUAAAUGUGAAAGCCAUUCAAAAAUCCAAUGAAGACUGUGUUAUUCUCCAAACACAUGUUUUACCCGAAGGUACAGAUUUAAUACCAGUAGUCUCAGAAGACACGCCUACAGAAUCUACAUCUGAUUCUUGUCAGGAUCAUGAAAAACAGCAUGAAAAUAAAUAUGGUAAAAACUUAAAUGAAAAUAAAGAAACAGUGAACAAUAAAAUUGAAAAUAAACCAAACACUGUUACAACUAGAAAGUCAUUAGCAGAAUUAGAACUUGCACCAUUACAACUAUCUGAGGAUGAUGACUCAGAGGAAGAAAUUGUGCCUAGGUUGGCACUAACACCUGAGGAAUGUGUUAUACAUUCACCAGACACUGAAGCAGUUUUAGAACCACUGCCACAAAUGGAACAAAUGUUAAAUGAUGAUAAAGAUAUGAUUAUUCAAACUGUAGCACCAGCUUUAGUAGAUACUCCGGAUAAUUUGGAAACUAUAUUAGCUGUUCAGAGCUUGCAAAACAUUGACAUUCCAAAACAAGAUGAAAGUAAUAUAAGUGAGAAAGAGAGAAGAGAAAUGGAAGCGUUGGCAAUGGCUGUACAAAGUAUUACCGAUCCUACUACUAAUUCAUAUGUAGACGAUUACAUGACGCCCACUAUUGAAUCGGAAUGUUUGAUUCAGGGGGAUGUAAUUGAAACCCAAGAUCAAGAUAUUUCCAUGCUUGUAACAGAAAUGGAACCAGUACAGGAACCAAUUAUUGAUACAAAUACUAUGCAAGAAUCCACAUGUGAAGCAGAAAAUACAGCUGUUGUUGACUCAGAAAAAGUAAAUGAAAUGGAAAUGCAACCAAUAAUACAAGAUAAUGCAGUCAGUUCUGAACCAACUGAAAUUGAAACAUUAAACUCCAAUCGACAAACUGAAAUCGCAAGUAUUGCACAAGAUGCUGUUGAAACAUCAAAUUCUGAUAUAUCUAUUGUUAAAUCGUCUGAUAUUGAACCUAAUAUUACAACCUCCAACAUUGAUACAACAAAUAAUAUUGAUCAAGAUGUGAAAGAGGUAUCUACUUCUGAACAACCCCAAAUGGAUCCUGAAUCUUCAACUUCCGAUCAACAAUCCAAUGCAGUAACGUCUUUUGCUGACACAGAAUCAGAAGCAGUAAAAAAACCAGUUGAUACUUUUGAAGAUUCUACCGAAGAAUCUGACGUAGUCACAUCCGUUACUGAUGCAGUCAAAACAGCAGAAGCGGUAACGCCAGUUGAUAGUGUUGAAGAUUCUGCGAAGGAAGUAUCUGCUAUCCAAGAACCUGAAAUAGAUAGUGCUCCAGAUAAUACUAAUGUUUCUACAGAAGCUCAAGAACGCCUCGUUAGUGAAGAUUCGACAACUGCAGAAGGUCCAAGAGCAAAUGACUCAGAAGCUUCAACAAGUGAAAAAGUAGUAUGCGAAUCUGUGCCGGAAACUAACUUUACAGAGGAUGAAGAAAAAACAAUAAAUGUAACAACUACUGACAAUAAAGUUGAAGAAUCCAGUGUUUCGGUCACUCUUGAACACUCCCAAACCGAAGUAUUUAAGCAUAAUAAAGAGAAACCUAAGAGCUCUGAAAAAUCUAAAAAACACCGAAAAUCAGAAAGGUCUGAUAAUUUUGAGGAAUUAACUAUCAAUGUUGAUGUAUCUGAGAAAGAAAAAACUUACAGUCCGAAAGUUACUAUUAAACCUAUAAAAGUACCCGACGAGGAAGUUAGUACGACCACAUCUAUAACAUCCGAAUCUGAAAUUAGCAAAGGAAGCCUAAAGAUGACUAUCACAAAACAAUCUGAUAACACACAUUCUAUAUUGAAAAUUAGUGAUCAAGAACAUUCUGAAGCAGUCUUAGAUCCUGACGAAGAACCUAUUCCAAAAUUAAUCAUCAAACCCAAAAUACAACAGGUCGAACAACAACACAGUCCUAAAAUGUCAACUAGAAGCUCAAAACACUCACCAACUAGUUCCAGUCAAAGUGCAAUUAGUCCUAGAAUAACUAUAAAACCAGUGGUGAAACAACAAGAACAACCUGUUAGUCCUUUGAAAAUCAAAAUAAACACUAAGGCUAACACUAAGAUUACCGGAAAAGAUGAAGAAAGUAAUAAAAAAAUGUCGAUAAAAUCUGCCGCGAAAUCUAAUGAAGAUGCUGAGCAACUUCAAAGCCCGCGGAUUACCAUUAAACCCAUUCCCAAACCAGAUUCAGAAAAAGAAACGAAUCCAAGGUUGACCAUAAAACCAAUCAAAAAGUCAGAAGAAGAUAUGGCAAACGAGGAAAAAGAACGAACCAGUCCGAAAAUCACCAUAAAACCUAUCGUAAAACCACAAGAACUAGAGUCAGCUCCUUCACAAGAAGAGGAAGAAGUAAAAGAGAGAAUCGUCUUAAAAAUUAACAAAGGGAAUCUACCUGUAAGUCCAACUAAGGACCCUAAAAAAAGGGAACAUCCCACCGAUGAAGAUAAAUCUGAAAGAUUGGCUAAGAUAACUGUUAAAUUUUCAAAGGAGGGUGGACACCAUAUCGUGCAACAAGGUGAUGAUAAUCCAUUAAAAAGACACCAAGAGGAGUUGCCUGUUCCUGAGAAAAAUAAGAAGCAGAAAGUCGAUACAGAUGCUGUUGUGUCAACUAGAUCCACUAGGCAUAAAGAAUACGUUGAAGGAGGUGAAAGCAAAUCAAAUUCAGCGACUGAGUCAAAGGUUUCACAACGAGAUCAAAGUCUCGAAUGUCCAAUAGAAGCUAAACGAUCUCGAAAAGAAAAUAUAAAUGAUAAGAUAAAACAAAAAGAAAAUGAUAAUGCAGAAGAUAUUCAGAUCAUAGAGUCCAAGCUAGAUUCUCCUAUAACAAUUAGUGAGGAUUCCAGGUCCCAGGAUAGCGGCAGUGUAAUUUUAUUGGAUGAGGGCAAAGAUGAUUCAGUGUCUUCAAUAGACGCAGGGAAAAGUGUUAGUUUAAGAGGGAGUCUGUCAGUGGCGAAAUCGAAUACACCUUCACCUGUGCUUAGAAAAAGAGGAAGACCAAAGAGGUCGAUAAGUCCAGCAGGCGAUCAGUCAAAAGAAGUUGAGCCAACUGCAGAAAAAGAGGCAGCUACACAGAAGAAAAAACCAGGAAGAACUCGCAAGGUAAGAUUUUGUUAUAUAGAAAACGCAAAACCCGGUGCAGAUUUAAUAUUCUUUAUUUAG